AUGGCGAAACUGUCUGCAAUUGCCGUUGCCGGGUCCGGCGACAUCGCCCGCUACCUGGCUGAGGAAUUUGUUCGUGAUGGUCAGCACGACUUUCACAUUAUCUCCCGCACAGAGCGACCUUGGUUUUCUGAACUUGGUGUUCAAUUCCAUUUGGUUUCAAGCUAUUCAAAGGAGAACAUGGUCGAGCUGUUUGACAAGUUCGAAAUCAGCACCGUCAUCUCGACUCUUACCGCAGGCGACGCCCCAGCAUUUGUCUCUUUACACCAGGACAUCUUGGAUGCGUGUCACCAAUCCUCAAAAUGCAAACGCUUAAUCCCCAGCGACUUUAUUGGUAAUGUCGAACGCUUCCCCGACCUUCCUAGAAGACACGCCGAUUCCCGUCACGCGUUUCGUAAAAUCCUUGCCCAGCAGUCAGAAGUCGAGUGGACCACGACAUCGGCGAGGGAUCUCAGCAAAGCGGUUGUGCAACUUGUCAAACAUCCAAAGUGGGAUCGGUACACUUAUGUCUAUGGCGAGACGGGAACAUGGCUUGAAGUGAUUCCCAAAGUUGAAAAGCUGUUCAACAUUAAAAUUGAGCAGCGUACUCCCAUUUCCCGUGAGGAGAUCGACAAGAUAGUUGAAGAUGGAUCGGAUCCUGAAAAACAGUAUAUUGCAAGCAUUGAUGAGUGGACAGUUGCUGGGGCAGGCUUGGUUCCGAUGGACGUUGCUGAGAAACAACGAGCGAAGUUUUUCGGGGAUGUCAAGUUUCGAACCAUUGAGGAGUUUAUACGGGAGGCUCAAGUUACCGAGUUUGUUUAG
Fusarium vanettenii 77-13-4 is the source of this 798-nucleotide messenger RNA. RefSeq lists its product as uncharacterized. Bases 1 to 798 code for a protein of 265 amino acids. The transcript is spliced from 3 exons. Lineage: Eukaryota; Fungi; Ascomycota; Sordariomycetes; Hypocreales; Nectriaceae. The record is from RefSeq and is a predicted model, not a curated record.